Protopterus annectens (West African lungfish) is the source of this 2859-nucleotide messenger RNA. RefSeq names its product non-SMC condensin I complex subunit G (gene NCAPG). Gene Ontology annotation, biological process: mitotic chromosome condensation. The transcript is spliced from 18 exons. Gene Ontology annotation, cellular component: cytoplasm; condensed chromosome; condensin complex. NCBI's taxonomy places the organism in Eukaryota, Metazoa, Chordata, Ceratodontiformes, Protopteridae. The record is from RefSeq and is a predicted model, not a curated record. The coding region runs from base 190 to 2859 and encodes 889 amino acids.
UAACGUCAACGCGCUCUCUAUACAGAUCUUGUCAGAGUUUCGGCUUCACCAAUUAAUGAAAAGGCGCAUUAUUUACUUUAUCGCGAGAAGAAAACGUCAAGUGUAGUAGUAGUAGUUGCGGUUAGUUUGAACUGAAAUUUGGCGGCUUUGGAGGAAGUGUAUUUUAACUUUACUGUUAGGUUUGACAAAAUGGUGACUGCUAAACCACUUGAGAUUAAAAAAGCGUUUGAAAUGGCGCAGCAGCCGCAUCAGAACCACUCAAAGCUAGUAGCAGUUUUAAAGUCUGCAUAUAACCAGGCAGGGGAUAAAACAGUCUUCUUUGAGGAGUUUGUUCAUUUUCUGAAAUAUCCGAUGGUUGUAUACCAGCGUGAGCCUACGGUAGAGCGAGUAAUGGACUUUGUUGUUAAGUUUGCUACAUCAUUUGUGCAACCAAGGAAGGAAGAAGAUCCGGAGGAGGAAGAGGAGUCUGAUAAUCCCUUUUUAAAUUAUUUAUUUGAAUUUCUUUUAAAGUCUCACAAAGCAAACAGCCAUGCUAUCCGAUUCCGUGUAUGUCAACUCAUUAACAAGCUUCUGGGAAACCUGCCUGAAAAUGCUCAGAUUGAUGAUGAUCUUUUUGACCGCAUUUAUGAAGCCAUGCUGAUUAGAUUGAGAGACAAGUAUCCAAAUGUCAGAAUACAAGCUACCUUGGCGAUGGCUAGACUUCAGGACCCACAAGAUGACAACUGUCCUGUGAUUAAUGGUAAGUGGCAUAAGUACUCAAACAUUGAAAAGAAUGUAAUGCUUGACAUUUCAGAAUAUGUGAGAGAGGUAGUGCAGAAGAAAUUGCUGCAGUCCUGGUUAAAGCUCACUGAGGGAAACGUCUUGGAACUACUUCACAGACUUGAUGUGGAAAAUUGUCCAGAGGUGGCUAUAUCAGCACUCACUGCAAUGUUUGAGCUUUCUCCUGUCCACGAACUAGCAGAAAAAUGUACAAAUAUUGACAGCAGGAAAUUGAUCCCAGUUGAGAAUCUGACAUGUGAGAAUGCUUUAUACUGGAGAGCCCUCUGUGAGUAUCUGAAGAAAAAAGGAGAUGAAGCAGAAGAACAUCUGGAACGCAUUCUGCCAGAAACCGCUAUCUUUGCUGAUUAUCUCUUUGGUUUCCUGAAAAACAUUACAGUCCUCGAGGAAGAGGAAAAAUCUGAUUUUGCACGUGUUGAAGCAGUUAUGACACAAGAGUUUAUUGGGCAACAGCUGAUUCACCUGGUUAGUUGUUUGGAUACUGCUGAAGAAGGAGGAAGGAAACACAUACUGUCUGUGCUGCAGGAGAUUCUGGUACAACCGAGUACCCCUACAUCACUCACUUCAUUGCUUACUGAAAAACUGCUAAGUAUUCUUAAUGAUGAUGACAGGAGAAUUCAAGUAGUUGCUGAAAUUAUCUCAGAAGUUCGAGAGCCAAUUGUUACUGUUGAUGCACCAGCUGAUAUUGCUGAAGUCCGAAGUCAGCAAGUCAAGAACGAUCCAGAAACUAUGCUGAAGUGUCUGACUAUGUGCUUUGAACUACUUAAACAAAUGUGCGUUUCAAAGGGCAUUGGUCCCACUAUGAAUGGAAUUAUCGAAUCUUUGAUUUUUCCAAGCAUUGCGAAUGUGCAUCCAGCAGUAAGAAAUAUGGCUGUUCUAUGUCUUGGAUGCUGUGCACUCCAGAAUCAGGAUUUUGCAAGCCAGCACCUUGCAUUGUUGCUACAGAUUUCUCAGAUUGAUGAAGUCAAGGUGAAGAUAAAUGCUCUGAAGGCAGUUUUUGACCUGCUACUUUCAUUUGGUAUUGAAUUUUUCAAACCCAAAGAAAGCAGCGCUCCUGAACAUGAAAGUGAUUGCUCUAACAAGGGUGAUUACGAACCUAAUGAUGAGGAAGAAAAAAAGAAAACAGAAGAUGCAGAGAGUGACCCUGUCAACAGCAUCCUAACUCUUCUCUCAAACUUCUUGGACAGUGAGAUCUCUGAGCUGAGGACUGAAGCUGCAGAGGGAUUUGCCAAGCUGCUAUAUUCUGGAAGAUUAAUUAGUUCCAAACUACUCUCCCAUCUUAUUCUUUUAUGGUACAAUCCUGUUACUGAAGAAGAUACUCGCCUUAGGCAUUGUUUAGGUGUCUUCUUUCCUAUGUAUGCAUUUGCAGACAGAAUUAAUCAAGAAUGCUUUGCAGAUGCAUUUUUGCCUACCUUGGUUACAUUGUUUGAUGCUCCAGGCUCUUCUCCUUUGGCAGAAGUUGAUAUUGCAAAUGUAGCAGAACUGCUGGUGGACCUGACUAGAUCAAGUGGAUUGAGUCAUCCUGAAAAGAACCAGUUUCAGGAGUUUACAGCUCAUGACAACAUGGCUGUCAGAAUAUGUCACCAGAUUUUGAAAGAUCCCAGUGCUCCUGAUGUUCGUGUUUAUGCAAAAGCUUUGAGUUCUCUUGAAUAUAGCAAAAGUACUUCACAGGAACUUCUGUCACUGCUGGAUGAGUGCCUGGAGGAGAUAAAGGACAAGGUGUGUCGAAAUGCUCUAGAAAAAGCCAAGAACCUGUUAAUUGGAGAACAUAAUAAAGAAAAUUUUCAAGCUGGUGAUCACUCAGUAGAACAGAACUGUGAAAAUGUGGCAGCAGAGUACAGAAAGAGUGUAGGUCCAGGCUUCAGUGGUGAUCAGAAUCAAGGAAGCAAACCACCAUCAACUGUCAAAAGCAAAAAGAAAGCAAAUUACUGUGAGCGUAUGAUUGAUGAAAAUGUUGAAGUCAGAUUACUUUGUGACGACUUGAAAAAAUAUGAGGGGCUACCUACCUAUACUAAUUGCCUUAAUAAAUUGACCAAGGACCUAUUAGCCUUUGAGAAACAAAUCAAAGAUAAGAAAAUAUGA